CGUCAGAUCCAUCAGGCGGUGGUCUGAGGAGGUUCCUGCUCGCGGCUUCAGAGCGACCCUGAACGCAUCACUCUCGCUUCCCCUGAACGCAUCACUCUCGCUCCCCCUGAACGCAUCAUAUACCUCAUAUACCUGCAGCUCGGAGGAGACUCGACAGUCAGCAGAUGACCCAGCAAUGGAGGUCGGGGCUGCUGCUGCUUGUGCUCUGGGUCUCUCUGCUGCCGGACGCCCCCCCCCUCCAUCGGGCCGAGGCCGUCAAGCUGCGGCGCUUCAUCGGCUGCGCCGUCCGGGAGUUCACCUUCCUGGCCAGGAAGCCUGGCUGCGGGGGGGUGCACGUCACCACCGACGCCUGCUGGGGGCGCUGUGAGACCUGGGAGAAGCCCGUGCUGGACCCCCCCCACAUCGAGUCCCACCAGCGGGUCUGCACCUACAACCAGACGCGCCUGGGCUCCGUGCAGCUCCCCGGCUGCCUGCCGGGCGUCGACCCCUCCUUCAGCUUCCCGGUGGCCCUGCGCUGCGCCUGCGGCGUCUGCGUGACCAGCAGCACCGAGUGCGUCACGGCGCGCUGACCACCAGUUAGCCUUGCUAUCCCAGGAUCCGACCUGUGACCUUUAUGACCCGGAGGUCAUUCUGAUUGAUGUCUUAUUGAUCCGGCUCCAUUUAAUACGACUAACUAACCGUAUGGUUUUAAAAGGUUUAAAAGCCAAUUAAAGAUGCACAUUAAUGAAU
This is a messenger RNA of Pungitius pungitius (ninespine stickleback), 729 nucleotides long. RefSeq names its product glycoprotein hormone subunit beta 5 (gene gphb5). Gene Ontology annotation, molecular function: hormone activity. Bases 165 to 569 code for a protein of 134 amino acids. NCBI's taxonomy places the organism in Eukaryota, Metazoa, Chordata, Actinopteri, Perciformes, Gasterosteidae. Gene Ontology annotation, cellular component: cytoplasm; extracellular region. The transcript is spliced from 3 exons. The record is from RefSeq and is a predicted model, not a curated record. Gene Ontology annotation, biological process: regulation of thyroid hormone receptor signaling pathway; G protein-coupled receptor signaling pathway.